UAAGUUAACAGCAUGACCAUGACUUGCAGAACAUCUCUCUUGGGUUGGACACAUAAAAGAAAGCCAAAGACACAAACAGAGAAGAGAAAAUAUGUCCACUGAAUGUCAGGAAAAUAGGAAGAUGGUUUCACUUGUGUCCUUCUAUUUGCUGAGUGUGUGGCUCGGUUUUUUGUGUGUGAUUUUUGUGUGGCUGUGGAGUGGAACAUGGAGGGGAGGAUUUGCUUGGGACGGUUCUUUUCUGCAGUUUAACUGGCACCCGGUACUGAUGGUGACGAGUCUCGUGGUGCUGUAUGGAAAUGCCAUCGUCCUGUACCGUGUUCCUCUAACCUGGAGCAGAUGGAGGUGUAAGUUGUCCCACGCAGGGCUGUUGUCUGUGGCAGUGGUGUUAUCUGUGCUGGGCGUGUGUGCAGCAUUUGAUUUUCACCGCGGCAACAACAUCCCUCAUUUGUAUUCACUACACAGCUGGAUUGGGAUCUCCACAGUGGCCUUAUUCACUCUGCAGUGGUUUGGGGGUCUUUGUGCCUUCUUGUUACCCUGGAGCCCUUUGGCUUUUAGAGUCUGUCUAAAACCUCUCCAUGCCUGGAUAGGAACUGCCAUCUUCAUCAUGAGUCUUAUCGCCAGCCUGUCCGGGAUCAAUGAGAAACUACUGCUGACACUAAAUGGGAGAAAUGGAAGCUAUACAGAACCAUAUACGGCGCUGCCUGGUGAAGCUCUGUUUGCAAACUCAUUAGGCAUUUUAGUUGUUAUUUUUGGACUGGUUGUGCUGAGAAUUCUGUCCAAUCAUAAAUGGAAGAACCCAGAGUUUGAAAAUGAAACUAACAGGCCUUUGCUGCCAGAUGCCAGAUGAAGAGAUCAAGAAGAUACUGUGCAUCGGAAUUCAGCUCACUGGUUUUAUGUUUAGACCUUUUACACCAACCCACCUGAGUGACAGACUUGUACCUUGUCAGUUAGAGACAGACCUCUUGUGGUUAGCCAGAAAAUUGCAAGAAAAUGUACCUUAAUAAAUUGUUGAGUCUACAAGGAA
Danio aesculapii is the source of this 1024-nucleotide messenger RNA. Its product is annotated as lysosomal membrane ascorbate-dependent ferrireductase CYB561A3. The coding region runs from base 92 to 847 and encodes 251 amino acids. Gene Ontology annotation, molecular function: oxidoreductase activity. Gene Ontology annotation, cellular component: lysosomal membrane. Lineage: Eukaryota; Metazoa; Chordata; Actinopteri; Cypriniformes; Danionidae. The record is from RefSeq and is a predicted model, not a curated record. The transcript is spliced from 6 exons.